AUGGUUUGUUGUGUGCUGCCCCCGCAGCAGGAUGUUGCCGAAAGGCCGCUGACGAAUUGGGAGUCUUUCAGGCAGAGAGCCGGGGUCGUACCACCCGUGCUAGAAGACCAGGAUGACAAGCUGCACUGCUUCGAGUCAGGCCUGCUGGAGGGAUUGCAGUACCGCCAGUAUGGCAGUGUGCUCCUUCCCCGACCGCUCACUCGAAAAGUGCUGGAGGGUGUGAGGACCGUGCAGCUCCGAGCCCAGGACACGCUAAUAUGCUUGCCUCCGGAGCUGGCCGGACACAACCUUCAGAUAGAGGAGUCUCUGUUCCAACUCGCGGAGAACCGCUGCGAUGUUGCGCAAACAAUGAUUCCUUUUGGCCCAUAUGGAAUGCGCAUCCCUCCACUGGAGGGAAAGGUCUCCCUCGGGCUCCUUCCCCCGCAAACCUCUCCUGCUCGACGGCAAUGUCAUUGGACGUUUGUGCAGCCUGCAAUGCUACCUCAUGAUGCGGAUAACAAGUUGUCCAUCGGUGGCAAAGUGGUUGUCCUCCUGGCUGAUCCGCGCUAUGUGCUAUUCAGGCAUCGCGAUCUGUGGAAUCGUGUGCGAUGGAUGAGUACGCCCGCUGAAGAUGCCUUCUAUCCGAAGCACUUCGACUUUGGUGCUGCAUUGGAGCAUUAUUUCGAAUCGGACUGCCACUUCGGAGGCCACGUCAUGGAUCGCUAUCGUGACUGGAUGAUGGAACAGCAGCGCGCUCCACACAAAGUGAAGAUCAUCUUUCUCGAAGAUCUCGUGCGAGAUUCCGAAGUUGUUGUAAAAGGCCUGGCCCAAUUCCUGGAGGUGGACGAUCCUCGAGUGCCCGCGUCUGUGAUUUCUUCGCGCCUCAUGCGGAAUUUAGCACGUGUGGAGUGUUGCCACCGGCAGAGCCCGUGA
Messenger RNA from Symbiodinium sp. CCMP2456, 912 nucleotides. Lineage: Eukaryota; Dinophyceae; Suessiales; Symbiodiniaceae. The record is from the annotation of a GenBank genome assembly.